AUGGCCUUCCUCGCCCGUAACUUCCAUGACUCUGGCGCGAGCUUUACCCCACUUUUUCGUCUCCUAGACGAGUUCGACAACUACCACCACAAGUCUCAGAGCAACAGCAACGGCGGUCCUUUCGGGCACCUCGGCCACCACCACAAAACGGGCGGCAGAAAAAGCACCACCACAUUUUACCCCAAGUUCGAUGUCCGCGAGACAGAUUCUGCCUUCGAGCUCCAUGGCGAACUCCCAGGUGUAGAGCGUGAUGGGAUCAAGAUUGAGUUCAGCGAGCCUCAGACACUGGUGAUCCGGGGUCGCACCAAGCGGGCUUAUACGUCUUUGCCCCCCCCUGCUACAGUAGCGAGUCCCAUGGACAAGAAUAGCGUCAAUGUAGAGGGUGAGAAACCCGGGAAGGGGGGAGUCGAGACUUCAGAGCACACUGUCGCAUUGCCUGCUGUGGAGGAUAGCAACAGCAACAACAAACCAGGGAGCGGCCAAAAGGAGUACAAGGAGGGGAAGGCGCCUACGGCCCAGGCCAAGGUCUGGUUGAGGGAGCGCCCCGUCGGCGAGUUUGCGCGCACCUUCAGCUUCCCGGUGCGUGUCGAGGAGGAGAGUGUGUCAGCCGGUCUGCGUAAUGGGAUCUUGAGUGUUGUGGUACCCAAAGCGAAGAAGUACGAGGCACGCCGCGUGGCUAUCAACUGA
Molecule: messenger RNA, 687 nt
Organism: Dichotomopilus funicola
Lineage: Eukaryota; Fungi; Ascomycota; Sordariomycetes; Sordariales; Chaetomiaceae
Product: small heat shock protein
Exons: 1
Coding region: 1-687 (228 amino acids)
Biological process (GO): response to salt stress; response to heat; protein folding
Source: RefSeq, a predicted model, not a curated record